Bipolaris zeicola 26-R-13 is the source of this 1029-nucleotide messenger RNA. RefSeq lists its product as uncharacterized. Lineage: Eukaryota; Fungi; Ascomycota; Dothideomycetes; Pleosporales; Pleosporaceae. The transcript has 2 exons. The record is from RefSeq and is a predicted model, not a curated record. The coding region runs from base 1 to 1029 and encodes 342 amino acids. Gene Ontology annotation, molecular function: protein binding.
AUGCCAGUUGGUAAACCAGUCAAUACCCUCAAGGGUUCCUGGAAGCGUCUCUUGAACGAUGAGCGUUUGCGCCGCUCUUCUCAAGUACUUUCAGUUGUCGAUUCAAACGUCUGCAUCUUUGGUGGUGAAGUCAAGCCUCGGGAGCCCAUAGACGACAAGGUCGAUGUGGUUCCCCUCAAGUCCAAUGCAACAAACCUGGAAACAAAAUCGGCUUCCUCAGCACCCAGCCCAAGAGUAGGAAGUGCAUCUGCCGUUCUCAAUGGCAAAAUGCACUUAUUUUCUGGACGCGGCGGUAUCGACAUGGCACCCAUAGAGGAACAAGGCGCAGUGUGGUGCUACGACCCCACAAGCUCAUCAUGGACAAAGAUCACCCCAGCUGAUUCAUCAGCGCCCUUUCCACCAGCACGUAGCUAUCAUUGCUCUACUAGUGACGGCAAGGAGACUUUCUUCCUCCAUGCCGGAUGUCCUGAAAAAGGACGCCUAUCCGACUUAUGGAUGUUCAACAUCAAUAACCGUACAUGGACACAGGCACCAGAUGCUCCAGGCUCCCAGCGUGGAGGCGCUUCAAUUGCCUACCAUGAUGGCAAGCUCUACCGAAUGAAUGGCUUCGACGGUACGACUGAACAAGGUGGCAGCGUUGACGUAUUCGACACUGCCAACAGCACAUGGUCCACCGAUACUUUUGAAGCUGAUGGCUACAACGGACCUCAGGCCCGCAGUGUCUGUGUUCUAUUACCAGUUCGACUCGCUCACAAAGACAAGCUUCUCACGCUCUUUGGCGAACACGACCCUUCGUCACUAGGCCAUGCUGGAGCAGGCAAGAUGCUAAGCGAUGUCUGGAUCUACGAUAUCACUGAGAAAUGGUGGACACAGCUUCAGCCUGAAGGCAGUGACGGUGUGCCUGAACCUCGUGGAUGGUUUGAUGCUGAUGUUGUCAAGGCUGAGAGUGGUAAUGAUAGCAUUGUCAUUCAUGGUGGACUGGGUGAGAACAAUGAACGACUCACUGAUCUGUGGCAACUUGUAUUUUAA